AUGACCAACUCUCACGGAUUCGUGCUCGAGUAUCCGCGCAUUCGUGUCGACCACUUCGAUCAAGCGCGCGUGCCGCUCCCUGCCUCGCUUCUCGCCCACCGCCGCUCUAUCGCCAAGGAUGUCGCCGAUGCAGGUUCCAACCUCGAUGGUCUCUCCUUCGCUCCCGGACAAACACACUUUGACAUGCCCUUGCUCUACCUGCUCACACACAUCCACACCGACCACCUCAAGGGCCUCGAUCGUCCAGGUAUCACCGUCCCCAUCUACUGCAGCACCACCACCAAACAGCUCUUGCUCAAGUACGAGCGGCAAAAGACGCGCGUCGAGAAGGACCGCGAUGGCACGCAUACCAAGAAUGUCGGUGUUGUGCGGCCCUACGCUCAUCUGCGUGUCACCGACGACCACGCCGCGACGAAAGCAAAGCUGUCAGGAUAUCAGUCGACCAGUGUGGAUUUGCUCCACCCACUGCCGUUCAACGUUCCCACAAAGGUGCAGUACACACCAACAUCAAGCGUGACCUUGACGCUGAUCGAGAGCAACCACAUGGUUGGCGGCGCUAUGUUUUUGAUACAAGGCGCCCAGGGUGCGGUGCUGCAUACAGGUGAUAUGCGAGCAGAGGAGUGGUGGUGUGAGGCUCUUACUCGCAACCCGUCUCUAUCGCCCUAUCUCUGUUGGGGCAUACAGGGAGAUGCAGCGGCGCAGACUGACGGUGUCGAAAGACAAGACUGGGCCGAUAACAUCGAAUCGCUCGGAAGCAACGCCUCGUCGUCUCGUCCAGCGGAUGAAUCCCUUUCUCAGUCGUAUAUCGACUCGCAGUCUCAAGAUCACCACAUUCGUCACCUCUCUGACGGCAAUCGUGCGCACGACCUAAAUCCAGCAACCAAGGGCAAGCCAUGGUAUCGAUCUCAGCUACGUCUUCGCAACAUCUACCUCGACACAGAGCUCCUCCUCUGCAACCAAAAAGUGCCCACCAAGCAACAGGCCUGCCUCGACAUGGUCAUGCUCAUGCGCAUGUACCCGCCCUCCACCGUCUUCUUUCUCAACUGCUGGACAUGGGGAUAUGAAGACAUGCUGAUCGUCACAGCAAAAGCCUUUGGAUGCAAGAUCCACGUUGACCGCUUCAAGUACAUCAUGUACAAGGCUGCCCGAACUGAAGCACCCUUUCUAGCCGACAUCAUCACUCAGGAUGGCAGCAAAACUCGCUUCCACGCAUGCGAGAAGCGGAAUGUAUGCUCUACAGUGCAAGCUCUUGCGUUGCGGUACUCGACCGCUGCCGAUCCAGCGUUGGCCAGAGAAGCAUUGGCCGCGCACUCACAGAUUGACAGCAGCAGUCCUGAUACACGGCAGAGGUGGGGCCCUCCGCGCUCGCAACCAGAGCCGUUGCUCGUGUACGUCAAUCCGGGCCAGAUCGCUGCAGAAAAGUGGCCGUCCAUGUUGGAAGAUACCAGACUUCGGCUGGAGGCUGCACAGAGACACGAGACUGCUUGGCCUGAAGCGCUCGUAGUACCGAUAGAACGCCAUUCGACGCUGCCUGAGCUGCAGAUGUUUGUCAGCCUCUUUCGCCCAAAGACCGUAUCGCCGAAUACCAUCUUGGACCCCAAGGGCGGUCUCGACUAUUACCUGCUCCAUCACCUGUUCGGCCAUCUUCUUGCUGGAGCAGAUGAUCGCCGCAGGAUGGCUGACGAAGGGCUGCUGCUGCUCGGCAACCAGACGUGGAGCUUUUACGAGGCGCAGCUGGCGCGCGCGCGCGAGCAGGCGCAAGCCAAACGAAUCGGCGGAGGCGUGGGCGAUUCAGCCGAAGCCGUUCGAGCGGCGAGUGCAAGCCUCAAUGCCAACGUACACGCAGAGAGCGUCAGCGGGAGCCUCGAUGCCUGGCAGCUGGAACGGCUUUCACAAUUGAGAGGUAUCAGCUUCAAAGGCUUGAUGAUGCAGAACAUGGCGGGCAAUUUGGCGGCGAUGCUCGAAAUCGAGCGCUGGAGAAGAGCAGCGGGUAUCGAGGAGCCGACUAGAGGCCUUGACAACGUGAUAGAGGAAUCUUUGGGCAGCACGCAGAGUAAGACAGACGCUAGCGUGUCCAGCGUCGGCUACGAUGCGGAUCACAGCCAGUUUGCAGAGACGCAGGUGGUGACGCGCGAGGCGGGCUUGAGUCGCAAUAUGCACGCAGAUGAAGUUGCGCAGUCCUUGUCUGCGCCGACUGUACACGCAGGGGCGUGUGAUGAGAGCUUGAAGGACAACGCAUGCGCUUCAACACCGUUUGCGCACGACAUUGCAGCGGAGCCGGAGCCUCGUGCAGCAGCAGCUUCAGUUUCAGUGUUGGUCGAACCGUCGCAGCACUCACAGCUAUCCGCAGCCGAAGGCGAGGACGAUGAAGGAUCCACCGCACUGUCCGAAGACCUCGCAAGUCGAUACCUCAACGUCCUCAUCCACUACUUCAAUGUCUCUUUCCAUCGCACCGAUGCUUCGUACGUUCAAAUGUGGAAGUCGGUGCGCCGGGACAUGGCGGAAGAAGCACAAAAAGUCGAAGAGCACUGGUUUAGAGAGACCGGGGUGUUGCCGCCUUUGUGGAGCUCGCAGAUCGUCGCAUACGAACCCAAGCUCGAUAGCGGUGCAGCUAGUGACACUACCCCUGAUGAAACGACAGAGGAAGAUAAAGGAAGCGUGCUAGGCGACAUUUUGUCGUCGUUCAUCGACAUGCUUGCACCUCGAAGCCCGAUAGACGAAGAGGGCGAUCUCGUGGCGAUUCCAACGUCGCAGGACCGGACGGUUGCGCUGCAGCUCAUCUUGCGACACUUUACCAAGUUGGGUUUCCACAAUCCGAUCACAGCCGAAUCAUCGACGGGCGGACAAAGCCAUACGAGCUGUCCAGUUCGUUCCCUGGCGCGCGGAUGGAGGUCGAUGUCAGCGCCACUGACAUGUUUGACGAGCCGCCUCAUAUCCGAGCUACAGUCCCUCUCUCCGACCUUUGUCAACAACAUCGACCCGGAAAAUGUGCUGCUGAGCCUCCAGAUCACGGGCGUUCUGUUCGCAACUCCAGCAAUCAGCCGGGUCAUUGAUGUGGACGCUGUUCAAGCGCUACUAGAAUCGGUGAUCAAGCUUGUCGAAGCUGCACCGCGCAAUUUUUCGAUGCUGGGAAAAGGUCCGAGGAAGCUCAUCGCACUAGCGUGUGCGGUGUUGCGAGCGGAGGAGCUCGACGAGCACGUGUUGGCGCCCUUCGAGCAGCGUCUACUCGCUCUAGCACAAGACUCAAACGGUCCGUUGGCGACGAUGGAGAGCUUGGUCGAAGAAAGUGCGUCCACCGUGGUGUCUCAAUCUGCGCCUCAGGACCUCGCACACCAGUCGUUCGCGGCGCAGCAGCAAACCAACGAACAAGCAGGUGGGGAGUACAACUUCGAGGAGAGCACAGACGGCGAAGUAUCGAGCAUGCAAAUUCGUCCCCCGCGCGUUGCCUCGCUACCGGCAAGACGGCCAUCUCCGCACACCCGAACAACUCACACUCCAGAACCGGCUGUCGAAACAACGGACUCUAUCAUCGUCAGCGCAACCGAACACGACACGAUCGAGUCUGCUACAUCUUCGACCAACGGAGCGCCGCUCGAGCUCUCCCAGGCAUCGUCAGCAACGCAGGAGGAAGAAGAAACCCAGUCGGAGCAGGAAUCCCAGCUAGGCUCUUUGCCGAUGCGCAGACUGGCCAGGACGACGACUAUGGGUGGCGGAGGGGCUGCGAGGGCGGUGGGUCGUACGACGUCUUUGCCUACAUUCCUGCGCGACACGACGAAGUUGGACGGACAACGCAAACGAAGAUUCGAGGAGGUUGGGGAUGCUCAAAGCCCGCGCAGCAGAAAGUAG
Messenger RNA from Sporisorium graminicola, 3846 nucleotides. RefSeq lists its product as uncharacterized. The transcript has a single exon. Bases 1 to 3846 code for a protein of 1281 amino acids. The record is from RefSeq and is a predicted model, not a curated record. Gene Ontology annotation, molecular function: damaged DNA binding; 5'-3' DNA exonuclease activity. NCBI's taxonomy places the organism in Eukaryota, Fungi, Basidiomycota, Ustilaginomycetes, Ustilaginales, Ustilaginaceae. Gene Ontology annotation, biological process: interstrand cross-link repair; double-strand break repair via nonhomologous end joining; protection from non-homologous end joining at telomere.